This is a messenger RNA of Paramecium sonneborni, 1539 nucleotides long. Lineage: Eukaryota; Ciliophora; Oligohymenophorea; Peniculida; Parameciidae. The record is from the annotation of a GenBank genome assembly.
AUGGAAUAAAAAGAAGAUCUGUAUGAAAUCUUCACUUCAUCAAUGGAUUUUGAAGAAUAAAUAUACAACUCAAUAAUUCAAAUUUUGAGAAAAGAAAAUAUUUCAGACUGUUUACAAUAUCUUUCUGAUGAUGAAAAUCUCUAAAGUUGUGAAUAGUAAAUUCUAAAAGUAAUAUAAUUAACUCAUUUCGAUUAAAAAGAGAAGUUAAAUGUGGCAAAAGAUAAAAUGAAGAGAAUAAUGAAUAUUAUGAAAAAAAUUAAAGAUCAUGACUUUAAUAAAAACAAUUAUUCUACAGAUGUCUAUGAAGUAUCUAGGAAAGAUUUAAUUUAAAAAAUAGCAUAAGAUGAGAAAGUUGUCAAAUUGUUAAAAUUUUUAGUUCAGCUUACUGCUAUAGAUAAAUAAUUCAUCUAAAGUGGUUCGAACUCUCUAAAUAUAUUAGUUUAAAUGAAGGAAGAUUUGAAGAAUCAAUCAUUCGAGAAAAUCAGGAUAUAGAAUACUUCUUUAUUUGGAGGAAACUUUUCUAGGUGCAAUUUAAAUGAAUCAUAAUUGGAAAAUGUGGAUAUAAGUGGAGUUAAUUUGAAUGGGGCUUUGCUUUUUGAAUGUAAAUGGAAGAACAUUAGAAUUCACGAACUGAAUUAAUUAAAUGGUCAUAGGAGUAGUGUUAAUGUAGUCUGCUUUUCGCUUGAUGGAACUAUUUUAGCUUCUGGGGGUGGAAGUAAGUAGGGAGAUAAAGAUUGCUCUAUUCGUUUAUGGGAUAUUAAGAAAGGAUAAUAAAACUUCAAAUUAGAUGGCCAUAAUGAGCAAAUUUUAUCAUUAUGCUUCUCACCUGAUGGAACUACCUUAGCUUCCUGUAGUUACGAUAAGUCAAUAAUUUUAUGGGACGUUAAGACAAGGAAAAAAAGAGCUAAAUUUAAUCGAUUUACUAGUUUCGUCCUAUCGGUAUGCAUUUCACCAGAUGGAAGUUUCUUAGCAUCUGGUAGUAGUGAUAAUUCAAUCCGUUUAUGGGAUGUUAAGACUGGAUAAUAAAAAGCAAAAUUAAAUGGUCAUACUAGUAAUGUUUGGUCGGUAUGUUUCUCCCCAGAUGGAAUUAUUAUAGCAUCUGGUAGUAGUGAUAGUUCUAUUCGUUUAUGGAAUGUUAAGACUGGUUAAUAAAUAGUCAAAUUGGAUGGUCAUUGUAAUGAUAUCAACUCAGUCUGUUUCUCACCAGAUGGAACUAAAUUAGCAUUUUUUAAUUACGAUAACUCUAUUUGUUUAUGGGAUUUUUUAACUAAAUAAUAUAAAGCCAAAUUGGAUGGUCAUAGUGAUCAAAUUCGAUCACUUUGUUUCUCGCCAGAUGGAACUACUUUAGCAUUUGCUAGUGAUCAUUACUCAAUCCGUUUAUGGGAUGUUAAAACUGGAUAAUAAAAAACCUAAUUAGAUGGUCAUUGGGAUGAUGUUCGAUCAUUAUGUUUCUCACCAGAUGGAAUUACUUUAGCUUCUGGAAGUGGAGAUAAAUCUAUCCGUCUAUGGGAUGUCAAGACAGGAUAAUAAAAAGCUAUA